Messenger RNA from Saccharomyces cerevisiae S288C, 2289 nucleotides. RefSeq names its product alpha-1,3-mannosyltransferase MNN1 (gene MNN1). Gene Ontology annotation, biological process: glycoprotein biosynthetic process. Gene Ontology annotation, molecular function: glycosyltransferase activity; mannosyltransferase activity. Gene Ontology annotation, cellular component: Golgi membrane; Golgi apparatus. The record is from RefSeq and is marked reviewed. The transcript has a single exon. NCBI's taxonomy places the organism in Eukaryota, Fungi, Ascomycota, Saccharomycetes, Saccharomycetales, Saccharomycetaceae. Bases 1 to 2289 code for a protein of 762 amino acids.
AUGUUGGCACUCCGGAGAUUUAUAUUAAACCAAAGGUCUUUGAGAUCGUGUACCAUACCGAUUCUAGUCGGAGCCUUGAUCAUUAUUCUCGUGCUAUUCCAACUAGUUACCCACCGAAAUGAUGCGCUUAUACGAUCAAGCAAUGUAAACAGUACAAACAAGAAAACAUUGAAAGAUGCAGAUCCUAAGGUUCUUAUUGAAGCCUUCGGCUCUCCUGAGGUCGACCCAGUGGAUACAAUUCCAGUAUCGCCACUAGAAUUAGUUCCAUUUUAUGACCAGUCUAUAGAUACUAAAAGGAGUUCUAGUUGGCUAAUCAAUAAGAAGGGCUAUUAUAAGCAUUUCAACGAAUUAAGCUUAACUGAUAGAUGUAAAUUUUAUUUCCGGACACUGUAUACGCUAGACGAUGAAUGGACUAAUAGUGUGAAGAAACUGGAGUACAGCAUAAAUGAUAAUGAAGGAGUUGACGAAGGUAAAGAUGCGAAUGGAAAUCCAAUGGAUGAGAAAUCCGAGAGAUUGUAUCGCCGGAAAUAUGAUAUGUUCCAGGCAUUUGAGAGAAUAAGAGCCUAUGAUAGAUGUUUUAUGCAGGCCAAUCCAGUUAAUAUUCAAGAAAUUUUUCCGAAAAGUGAUAAGAUGUCGAAAGAGAGGGUUCAAUCAAAAUUAAUCAAAACCUUAAAUGCUACUUUCCCUAAUUAUGAUCCAGACAAUUUUAAGAAAUACGAUCAAUUCGAAUUCGAGCACAAAAUGUUUCCGUUUAUAAAUAACUUUACCACAGAGACUUUUCAUGAGAUGGUUCCAAAAAUCACAUCACCUUUUGGAAAAGUAUUAGAGCAAGGCUUCUUACCCAAGUUCGAUCAUAAAACUGGUAAAGUGCAGGAGUAUUUCAAAUAUGAAUACGAUCCAUCAAAAACCUUCUGGGCCAAUUGGAGGGAUAUGAGCGCCAAAGUAGCCGGUCGUGGUAUUGUAUUGAGUUUAGGUUCCAACCAAUUUCCAUUAGCUGUCAAAUUUAUUGCUUCUUUGAGAUUUGAAGGGAAUACUUUACCGAUCCAAGUGGUCUAUAGAGGCGAUGAGCUGUCGCAAGAACUAGUGGACAAACUUAUAUAUGCUGCUAGAAGUCCUGAUUUCAAACCAGUAGAAAAUAAUUACGAUAAUUCUACCAAUGUUCCACAAGAAAUUUGGUUCCUAGAUGUUUCUAAUACCAUCCACCCUAAGUGGCGAGGUGACUUCGGUAGUUAUAAAAGUAAAUGGCUAGUGGUUCUACUCAAUCUUUUGCAAGAAUUUGUCUUUUUAGAUAUUGAUGCUAUUAGUUAUGAAAAAAUUGAUAACUACUUCAAGACCACUGAAUACCAGAAGACAGGAACUGUAUUUUACAGGGAAAGGGCGCUAAGAGAAAACGUGAAUGAAAGAUGUAUUGCUAGAUAUGAAACUCUAUUGCCUAGAAACCUUGAAUCUAAAAAUUUCCAAAACUCACUUCUUAUCGAUCCUGAUCAUGCUCUCAACGAAUGUGACAAUACUUUAACUACAGAAGAGUACAUAUUCAAAGCUUUUUUUCAUCAUAGAAGGCAGCACCAGUUAGAAGCUGGUUUAUUUGCUGUCGACAAAUCAAAACACACGAUCCCCCUAGUGCUUGCUGCUAUGAUUCAUUUGGCCAAAAAUACAGCCCACUGCACACAUGGUGAUAAAGAGAAUUUCUGGUUAGGGUUCUUGGCCGCAGGUCACACUUAUGCACUGCAGGGAGUGUAUUCCGGAGCUAUUGGUGAUUAUGUAAAGAAAACCGACUUGAACGGAAAGAGGCAAGAAGCUGCAGUCGAAAUAUGUUCCGGGCAAAUAGCACAUAUGUCUACUGAUAAGAAAACUUUACUUUGGGUUAACGGUGGAGGUACCUUUUGUAAACACGAUAAUGCUGCUAAAGAUGAUUGGAAAAAAGAUGGCGACUUUAAGAAAUUCAAAGAUCAAUUCAAGACUUUUGAAGAAAUGGAAAAAUAUUAUUACAUAACUCCAAUCAGCAGCAAAUAUGUCAUCUUACCUGAUCCAAAAUCUGAUGAUUGGCAUAGGGCCUCUGCAGGUGCUUGUGGUGGUUAUAUAUGGUGUGCCACACAUAAAACCCUCCUAAAGCCAUAUAGUUAUAACCACAGAACCACUCACGGCGAAUUAAUAACUCUAGAUGAGGAGCAGCGCCUACAUAUUGAUGCUGUCAACACUGUUUGGUCACAUGCUAAUAAAGAUAACACCAGAUCAUUCACUGAAGAAGAGAUCAAGGAAUUAGAAAAUUCUAGACACGAACAAAGCUAG